Molecule: messenger RNA, 5262 nt
Organism: Neoarthrinium moseri
Lineage: Eukaryota; Fungi; Ascomycota; Sordariomycetes; Amphisphaeriales; Apiosporaceae
Exons: 3
Coding region: 1-5262 (1753 amino acids)
Molecular function (GO): guanyl-nucleotide exchange factor activity
Source: RefSeq, a predicted model, not a curated record
AUGUCGUUCCGAGGCGACGACCAGCGCCGGUAUGGCCAUGUGCCACCCGUCCAGUAUCCCGUCGCGAACGACCAGAGCCCAGGUCAACCGAGCCGGAGGUUGAGUUUCAACAGCGGCGACGAUUCCGCGCCUGUGAACACGGCUGCUAACCGACACACCCAUCAGCCGACUCUCAACACAAGGGGCCUCCCGACCGGCGACGAGUUAUUUCUGGCGAGCCCAACGGAAGCGGGCAGAGUGAGUUAUGGCUCGGCGAACGCAGCCAUGUCAGGAUAUCAGCAUCAGUAUUCGGCGCAGACGCCGCCAACGCCGUCCGCAUACAACCCCCAAGCAUUCGUGCAGCGCGGCCAGUCACAGUCGCUGCCGUAUCACCCGCAUCCGGCGGCGAACCGGUACAGCGCGCAGAGCGCAGUUCCCUAUAGCCCAACGGCCGCGACGCCAAACUACACGCCGGCGCCGUACAACCCUGCCGCCUAUUCGAGUACGGGCUCGGCCUCUGCUGUGCCUCAGAGGCAGUCGACCUACGCGGGUUCAGCGUUCGGUGGCUAUACCAGCCCGACAUACUCACCAACCCCGGCUAUGAACCCGUCCAGCUAUUGGCAAUCCCAGCCAACGUACUCGUCACCUCCAGCGCAGGCACAGGUGCCUUCGCCGCCAGCUGCGUUCCCCUCAUACGACCAGGCCUCGCCAGGUAACCCUCCCUAUGACUCCUCAUACUCGCAAUACCCGGCCCAAAGCACAUACUCUGCGAGCACCGCGAGCCCCCCGCCGACUUCGUACUCGACAGCCUCUUCUCAGGCCCCGUAUCCGACGUACACCAAUAUCCCAGUUGGCCCCAACUAUUCAGCCAACGACCCGCACGCCUUCCUCGGUAACCGAACCUCGAGAUCCAGCUCUCAAGUCUCGCCCUUACCCUCACCUCCUAUACAACCCCAACCAUCGUCCCCAGGGCUGCAGAGGCAUCCCACGAAUGCGCCACUGCCGAGUCGACCUCUGGUAGACGAUCCAUGGGAAUCGAAUGGCAACUAUGGAGUCUCUUCUGAACAUAUAUCCCAGGACGACAUUAUGAAAGAUAUCGAGGCGGAGCUUAAUGCUGGCGGCGGCUCUCACCGGCAUCGACCGGCCGCCUUCGAUCAACGAAAUGGAGGUGUUGGGGAUAAUGAUCUGCAGAACCUCCGACGUCUUACUUCGACUUCAAGUUAUCGCUCAACGGCCACUACAGUCAAUACACAAGAUGACGGGUCUGGCGUCAACCGAUACUCCUCCAAUGCCUCUACGCUCAACCGCAACCACUCCCAUAACUCGUACCCAUACCCGGAUGACAAUGGCGAUGAGAGCGAUCCGGAAGCCGCGGCAGGUUUGAUGGCCAUGCAGCAAGCUGACGAGGACGAUCGCCGUCUUAGUGGAGGGGUUUCGUUCCCCUACUUCAGCCAGCCGGAAGUCGGUGUUCCGUCAGGCUUGCCCAACCUAGCAGAAGAACCGAGCAGCGACAGCGACUACGCCGCUGCUAUGGACAUAGGCAUGUUCAGUGGCGGUUAUGCCGGAAGCCUGGCAUACGAUAACAACCUGGCUUCGCCACCAGGAACCGAGGAUUAUCAGCAAGAGCCACUAGCAACCCCUCGGAGUAAUCACGCGUCCCAACGGAGUCAUGAGAGCAACAAGUACCCAGCAUUUGAACAGGCUGACAUAGACUAUGGCGACACUGGUGGGCUGCAAGCACCAAGAGAACAUCGUCUGAGCUUCGAUGAGGGUGAUGAGCGCGUCUCCCUACACUCGAGACAAAGCGGGAGUGAGUCCCCCUACAAGGAGGACUAUCCCGAUAUGUUCUAUCAUCCCGGUCUCUCCAAUCGGCCGCUUCCCGCCAUUCCUGCAAGUACGAGUGCCAGUGCCAAUGCCAACUCGGACAGCAGCUCCCUGCUUUCGGUGCAGUCACCCAACCGCGGUACAUAUCAGCAUGGAUAUUCCUUUAGCGCCGACUCGGGCCCAUACACGGGGCCAGAUGCAAAUUAUGGGCAAAAUGCUCAGCAGCUGCAGGUGGAAAGAUCGAUCUCAUUAGCCGGGCACAGCACUGCUCCUCAAGUGCACAUGCCCGCACGAUCGCGAACAGAUGCCGAAGACCGCAACAACCGCAUGAAACAGUUGCGUCAACAGCAGCAAAUCGCGGCACAACAGGGGCUGCCGUAUGAGGGCUACGACACCGGCACUGCAUCAUCCAUUGACUACGAUGUCAUCACUCUGCCGAGCGGUCGGCGUAGAAAAUUCAUCCCAGAGAAGAUUACACUCGUCGACACGAGAAUAUGCACGGAACCAUGGGCGCUCAGUGGUAUCUCCAAUUGGCUGCGUGAGAUGGCCGAAGGCGAGCCUGACCUGAAGCGAAAGACGGUCGAAGAUGGAUUAGUGCGACUUUUCUGCAUAAAAGUUCCCACACUGAAUGUGGCCGACGCCGAAGGCCUGAGUUCAAUGGUUGUUGAUCUUAUGCUCCAGGCCGGCAUUCUUCUUCCGGAGGAAGAGUGGCUCAAGUUUGGUCCAGGAUCUAUAACUGGUGUGCUUUGGCAACUUACCGGAUCGGGUUGUUAUGGACCAAAACUACACGAGGUUGAUGACGAGGUUUCAACACAUGAGGUUCUCGGCAGGUGUUACUCGCAUCACUGUGGUCGGACGCUGAAGAAGGCCAGUCUGGAUGGUAUCCUAGGAGGCAUUAAGAAAGUCGACUGGGCUACCUACUACGGUCUGAAGGCAGAAGACGUGGAAGGCAGGCACAAGAAGGAAAUUGAGCGUCAGAAUGUCCUUCACGAGGUCGUUACCGGUGAAGAAGAGUUUAUGGAUCAGAUGGAGGUCAUGACACUCCUGUAUCGGGACGGGCUGAUGAAGGCUCGGCCCUCCAUCAUUGCGGAAACCAGGCUCGAGAAAUUCGUUUCAUCCGUUUUUGGAAAAGCAGAUGCCAUUACGCAAGUCAACAAGGAUCAUCUGCUUGCGCAACUGAAGUACCGCCAGAAGGAGCAAGGUCCUUGGAUCGUGGGGUUCAGUGAUCUCUUCCGAGAGUGGAUACGAAAGGCAAGAACUGCUUUCAUCGACUAUGCCUCGUCGUAUCCUUAUGCUACCUACCUAGUACGAAAGGAGGCAGACCGCAACUAUAUGUUCAGGAACUUUUUGGAGAGUAACAGAAACCAUCAGCGAUCAGGUCGACUCGAUUGGAGCACAUUUCUCAAGGCCCCGAUCACGCGGCUCCAGAGAUAUGGUCUGCUGCUUGCAACAAGCUUGAAGCACAUGCAAGUCGAAAGUGAAGAGAAGGUGAAUCUUCUCAAGGCAAUUGAGGAGAUCAAGCAGGUCACCUACGAAGCAGACGCAAAGGUCGACGAGAUGCAGAAGAAGGUGGUUAUGAUCGAACUUGAUCAGAUGCUUGUUCUCCGUCCUGGUUUCCAUGCAGACCUUAACCUCGACCAUCUUGGUCGUGAGUUAAUUAUCCAAGGCGAUCUUCAAAGAAUGGGCUCCAAAGGUGUGCGAUGGGUCGAUACGCAUGCCCUUCUCUUUGACCAUUACCUUAUUCUCUCUAAGCUUGUCACAUCUAAGGAUGGCAGGCAAGAUAGGAAGUAUGAUGUGUCAAAAGAGCCUAUCCCAAUGCCACUCUUGUUCCUUGAAAGUAGCCAGGACGAGCCAGUCUCCAAACAAAAGGGUAUUGCCGCACCCCUAACGAGGGCAGCGAACUCAGCCACAGACAUGAAGAAGGGAUCAGACCCUCGAUUAAACAAGACUGUGUCGAAUGGUGACCGCCCUGGCUUGGAACACGCAGCCACGAACUCAUCAAUUGGCUCGGCACAAGUCAGACUUGGCGCAAACAACGUGAACGACUCUGAAGGCCGAAUUCUGUAUCCGUUCCGCGUCAAGCACCUAGGCCACGAAGUCUACACUCUCUUCGCACCAUCGGCCCAAGCCAGGCAAGAGUGGUGCGACAGGAUCAUCGAAGCCAAAACAAGACACGCGAAAGCCCUGCACGCACAGAAUGCUGAGCCGUUCCGGCUGCGCGUCAUUGCCGACAGCGCCUUUGCGUACGACUCUAUCACGGCAAUCGGCAAGUACGUAGGAGGCGUUCAUAUUCGCGGCACACCGCUGGAUCGAGCAAUUCGUGAUCUCGAGCAGACCUUCGGACCUGGCCGUGGUCCUCCGCCAGUUUCCCGGGCGCCCGUCAACUGUUCUACUGGCUUUGGCGCGUACGGAAAGAACAUGAUCGCAGUAGGUACUGAUGCUGGUGUCUGCGUUGCAGAAGCCAGUGAUCAGAGAGGUUGGGCCAAGACAACAACAUUGAGCAGGGUCACACAGAUCGCAGUACUGGAAGAGUUUUCUGUGGUCCUGGUGUUGGCCGACAGGAAUUUGAUCUCUUACCCAAUGGAUGUUAUUGCGCCGCCUUCGAACUUCCCAGCUCCAGCAAGCGACAACAUCCGUCGCUCGCCGCAGAGACUGGCAAAGGAUGUAUCAUUCUUCGCAACGGCCCGUAUGAAGGACCGUAUGCUGGUAUUUUACAGGAAGAAGGAAGGGCUUCACAGCACAUUCAAGGUACUGGAACCUGUGUUCCAGAAAUCCACGGAGAAGAAAUCGCGUCUUUUCAGAACCGGCAAGGGCUCCGGUGCAACCGAGACUUUCCGCGACUUUGACGACUUCUACCUUCCCACUGAGUGCUACUCGAUCAACCUGUUCAACAUGUACAUCGCCAUCUCGACAGCCAAGGGGUUCGAGCUCAUGACGCUAGACAAGAAGAUCCCCAUGAGUAUCCCUGACGUCAAGCAACCUGCUAUUGCCAACAUUGCGAGCCGCAUCAGGGAUCAGAAGCCCCUGGGCAUGUUCCGCUUGAACCCUCAAGAAUUCCUCCUCGCGUAUGAAGACUGUGCGGUCUACAUCGACAAGCACAGCGACGUCAGUCGCAGCGUGAUCAUGGAGUAUAGCGGGAAACAGAAGAAGGCGAAGGGCGCAACCAUGUAUGGCCAGUAUCUUCUCCUCUUCAAUGAGGACUACGUCGAGGUGCGCAACGCCGAGAACGGGCGCCUCCGGCAGAUCAUCGCAGGAAGAGAUGUCCGCGUGCUUGACUACGGAGUCAGGGGACCUACAGGAGGCUUCUAUCAGCAGUCCAAUGGACACGAGGCCAACGGCACCGAGCUGGGUGUUGGCUCCAAGGGGACGGUCAAGAUUUGCAUGGCCCAUCCCGAGGUCGCAGGCCAACAGAUCGUGCUGGAGAUGCUGCUCAACAACGGACACACGGAGAAAGCAUAA